This is a messenger RNA of Siniperca chuatsi (mandarin fish), 2435 nucleotides long. RefSeq names its product trypsin like peroxisomal matrix peptidase 1 (gene tysnd1). NCBI's taxonomy places the organism in Eukaryota, Metazoa, Chordata, Actinopteri, Centrarchiformes, Sinipercidae. Gene Ontology annotation, cellular component: peroxisome. The transcript is spliced from 4 exons. The record is from RefSeq and is a predicted model, not a curated record. Gene Ontology annotation, molecular function: serine-type endopeptidase activity. Gene Ontology annotation, biological process: protein processing; regulation of fatty acid beta-oxidation. The coding region runs from base 362 to 2044 and encodes 560 amino acids.
CAUAUUCAUUUUUUGAAAUGAUUCCCAAAACCGCUAACAUUUUAUUACCAGUGUCAGAAGGCACAUAUGGAAGCCGUGUAGCAAAAUAAAUAUAACUAUAUCCCCGCCUCCUUGUUUCCCAUUGGCUCGUAGCUGUUCAUAUUUGCGUUCUGACCAAUCACAUUAAUCAAUAGGUGUGUUUUUUGUCUCGUGGACCAAUGAAACUCAACCAGGAAGCAAGAAAACGGAAUGUGCGUUAUCAAACACUACUGUGAAGAAUAUUAGCGAUAUAACAUUAGUUUAAACUCGGAGUCAGCCUGGUAUACCUUCCCAGUAUGGAGGUUUGUUUUCCUGUCUCACCACUAGUCUUUAGCUGUUUUAUAUGUGCUGCUUUUCAACGGUUUUCCAAUGUCGUCUAGUUGCUAAACUCGACAUAUGGGUAAAGUUAAUCUGCAUUGCUAACGACAUGGAGAUAAAGGAGGUAGAGCGGUGUUGCUGUGUAGUCAAGGUGUUAGAGGAUUUUUCAGCAAAGAAACCCGUGAGCUGCAGCGGAGUUAUCGUCCAUCCUCAAACUGGAACAGUUAUAUGCACUGGCGUCCCGUUUUCCCGUUUUAUUACCGACAAAGAGCCCCUCUCAGACCAAAGGUUCCUGUCACCCCGCAGCUUCGCUGAAAAACUUAAAAUCCGCGUCAGCUUUUCUGCUGAGCGAGAUUUGGACACCAACCAGUCUACACAGGGAGAAGCAUUCUCACCCUCCAGAAGCAAAACAACAUCUAACCGGGAAGUUGCAGCAGAGUUGCUGAUGCUGGUGAACUGCCUGGAGUUCAAACAUGUUUUCCAGGCAGUUUUCCAGGAGGCUGACCAAUGGCGUUUCCAUGGUGAUGAAGAGGAUGAGGAGCUGAACAGAGAUGCCCAGUUCCUCAGCUGGUUCGCUGUACUCAAGGCAAGUGUGGUGGCAGAGAGCAGCCCAAAUUCAGGGACAAUACCCUGGCAGAGCAGCUCAUCUCUCCAGAAAGGCUGGCCGGUUGUUGCAUGUGGCUCACCUUUUGGCUCCCUCUGCUUAGAUCUCUUCAUCAGCACCCUCAGCAGAGGUAUCAUCAGUAACCUCGCCGGAGAGGACCAUGCUGUCAUCCUCACGGAUGCCCGGUGCUUACCAGGCACCGAGGGCGGAGGGUUGUUUGUGGUGAAAGGCGCAGACAAUGUGCGUCUCACUGGACUGAUCGUGUCUCCGUUUGGUUGGAAGGCAAACGAGUGGAUAGGCCUCACUCUAGUCUGCUCCAUCCACUUGAUCUUCAGGAACAUUGUCCGCUGCAUGAGCAUUCAUGAUCCACUCCGAGAUGUUUGCCUCCAUCUGGGAGAGGCAGGCCUCCACAUGUCCACCACAGCCCAUGAGUCAAAAGCUGUUAAAUACCCCACUGUGUGCCUUGUGGACAGUGGACAGUUCUGGGGCUCAGGGGUUGUUGUCACCUCUAAGCUGGUUGUGACCUGCCGGCACGUUGUUAACAGGAAGUCGACAGUCACCCUGAAGUUCCAUCACAGGGACAGAGUCCAUGAUGUUGUGGGUGAUGUGCUGUUUUCCACUAUAGCAUCUUCACCCUAUGAUUUUGCUUUGGUGCAGCUGAGAGACUCCGCCACAGAGGCUGUGGUCCCUCAAAUGGCUCAGAGUUUCAAUCCAGGUGAUUCUGUAGUUGUGGUGGGAUAUGGUGGGUUGGGUCGGAGCUGUGGUCCCUCCCUGACCUGUGGUGUCCUCUCCAAAGCUAUUAGCUUGAAUGACCAGCCUGUCAUGCUUCAGACCACUUGUACAGUACAAGCAGGGGCUAGCGGGGGUGCUGUGGUGCGGAAACACUCUGGAGAGCUGCUGGGUAUUGUGUCCAGCAACACAAGGGACUUGGCUGCCAAAGUGACCUACCCGCACCUCAAUUUUAGCAUCCCAGUGACUAGUUUCCAGAGAUUGUUGCAGCACUUUCACCAGACAAGGGAUGUUAAUGUUUUCAGGGUGUUGGACACCACAGAAGAAGAAGUCAGGCGGGUGUGGAGGCUACAAGGUGCUCAAAGCAAACUAUAACUGCGGACCCCUGCACCUUGAGAUAUGCUAGAGAAAAAGGGUGGAUGGUUAAAUCAGCAUGAAUUAUGUGCAAAAUCACAUUAAAUAAUCAAACUGAAAUGAUGUGUUCUUUUCUAAACAAAACUGAUAUUUUCAAAUAUAUACCAUAUUAUACCUCAAUACCUCAAACAGGCACAAAGUCACAGAUAUGAGGGGGUAAACGCAACUAAAACAAGAAUCAUUAAUUCUUAAUGUUGAGACCCAGAAUCAUGCAGUAAACAAUGAAAUAUUUAAAAGACCAUGUAAACAGCCAAGUUAAAGUUACUUUAAUACCAAUCGAGAUUGUUUUAUUGUACUGUAAUGUACAGUAAUGUAAUAAAAUUAAUAAAAAAGGUUUAUUCUGGUGACAUGA